Molecule: messenger RNA, 954 nt
Organism: Patella vulgata (common limpet)
Lineage: Eukaryota; Metazoa; Mollusca; Gastropoda; Patellidae
Product: alpha-(1,3)-fucosyltransferase C-like
Exons: 3
Coding region: 1-954 (317 amino acids)
Cellular component (GO): membrane
Molecular function (GO): alpha-(1->3)-fucosyltransferase activity
Source: RefSeq, a predicted model, not a curated record
AUGAACCCCCACUGUUUUAUGACAACAAAUACAAAGUAUAUGAAAGAAGCUGCAGCUGUUUUGUUCAAUGCUCAGAUUAUGCAAAUACCCAAACCGAUGUCAAGACCAGACCCUAAACAAAUAUGGAUACUUCAUGAUACAGAGCCCGAGAAACCCGACUGGAGUCACAAUGUGGCUUUUAGAAAACCAGAAUGGCGAGAUUUAUUCAACUGGACCAUGUUUUAUAGGGAGGAUUCGGAUAUUUUCGCGCCUUACGGCAUUGUGAGAAAGAAAACACCGUCUGAGUUGUUUAAUAGAGAUUUAGAUUCGCUUGUUAAAUCAAAAACUAAAAAUGUGGCUUGGAUGGUCAGUCAUUGCACCACACAGGGUAAACGAGUUGAAUAUGUUAGGCUACUUCAGAAAUAUAUCGACAUCGAUAUCUACGGUAACUGUAGUCUUUUACAGUGGCCAAGAAACCUGGACAAGGAAUUUAUGCUUAUGAUAAAUUCAACAUAUAAAUUUUAUCUAGCUUUUGAAAAUUCAUUUUGUGUGGAUUAUAUAACUGAAAAAUUCUAUCGUUACUAUAACGGUGAUUAUAUUUUAGUGGCUCGAGGUGGGGGAAAUUAUACAAAAUAUAUUCCUGCUGGAACAUUUAUAGACACUAGAGAUUUUAACAGUACUAAAGAUUUAACUGAUCAUCUACACUAUCUCAGUACAAAUCACGAGGCUUACAUGAAAAUAUUAAGAAAAAAAGAUUUGUAUAUAAGUGUAUAUGAACGUUUGGACACAGUUGAAAAUAACGACAUCGUAUUUAUCCAUUAUCAAUACGAGACACCAGCCCUAUGUGAAAUAUGCUACAGAAUCAAUAAUUUACAAAUAUAUUCGAAAACAAUAGCUAGGGUUGAUGAAUGGUUUGACGAAAAGUUGUGCUAUCCCCCGAAAGACCUGAACUGUUUUAACAAUGAAUGUUACUAA